Plectropomus leopardus (leopard coralgrouper) is the source of this 13071-nucleotide messenger RNA. Lineage: Eukaryota; Metazoa; Chordata; Actinopteri; Perciformes; Serranidae. The record is from RefSeq and is a predicted model, not a curated record.
GGACCGGGGCGGACAGGUGGACGGAGGCGCUCCCUGCUUGCUUAGCUUUCCCCGGUGCAGCUUCCACGGAGCUCCGGCUGCUGUGUCCGUGUCAGAAUGAGUCAGUUCGGCUCCCAGAGGGGCCUUAACCUGCAGGGCCGCAGUAUGAGUUCCAGAGGCGACCUGACUGGCGAGGGGGGUUAUUACGCACACAGCGAAGUCUUGCACGGAGGCGGUAAUGGAUACGAGCCCUAUUUAGACGGAUACACCUACACCUUUUCCAAGUCAUCGGGCGGCAUGGCAGGCGGAAUGUCAGGCGGUACGAUGACCGGUAUGUCAGGCGGUACGAUGACCGGUAUGUCAGGCGGUACGAUGACCGGUAUGGUAGGCUUACCGGUGAACCAGAUGAGCGGUAUGUCAGGCGUUACGAUGAGCCGUAUGGCAGGCGGAAUGACGAGCGAAAUGAUGAUUGGAGGCGGAAUGACAGGCGGCACGCUGAGCAGCAUGAAAGGCGGCAAAGGAGGCGGAAUGAGUGCUGCCAUUUCCAUCCACCAGAGGGCCUUGACCCUGCAGCACCAGUGCCAGGAGUACCUGAAGACAGCCGAAAACGCCCUUAAGUCUGGUGCUUCUGGUGAUGCAGAGCGCUUCAUGUUGAAGGCUAGAGAGACCAUUGAGCAGCUGAAGAUCUGCGCAAUGGACCUGAGACAGAUGGGACAGCCCAGUGACAACGUCAUCAGGACUGUGGAGGUAUGUAAUGACCAUCUGAAGGACGUCCACUUCGCCAUGACAGGCAGCAUUCACAGGAGGAGGAGCACCAGAGGGAGCUCUGGAGGCUGGGAGGAGCCUGGAAGAAGCUUUGAAGAUGCUAUUGCUUGGAUUGCACAGCAAAAGCGUCUGAUUGAAACUGCCCCCUGGGGAGACGAUCCUGCUGCCAUCGAUCAGCAGCUCAUCAACCACCAGAAGUUUAACAUCUCCAUCCAAAAGAGCACCGAGGUUGACAGAGCCAAAGACGACCUGGAGAAGAAAGGAGACAAGGGAAAUCUUCAUGCUCUGGCUCAGGAAUGGGACAGUCUGCAGAAUAUGUCGAAAAAUCGCUUUGACCAGCUGCAAGACCUGAAGAGCAUCAUUCAGGAGAUAUCCAAAGCGAUCAUGUGGGUUAACGACAAGGAGGAGGAGGAGCUCAUGUUUGACUGGGGAGACAAGAACAUCGACCAGUACAUCCCAAAGAAGCAGGAGAGCUACUCGAAACUGAUGAGUGCCCUAGAGGACAAAGAGAAGGAACUGAAUAAACUGAAGGCCAAAGCGGAUACCCUACUGAAGGACAACCAUCCAGCUGCAGACAAGAUCGAGGCUUACAAGGACACUCUGCAAACUCAGUGGAGUUGGCUCCUUCAAAUCACCAAGUGCAUUGAUACUCAUCUGAAGGAGAAUGCAGCUUACAGCCAGUUCUUCAGAGAGGCCAAUGAGACAUACAGCACCCUGCAGAAGGAACACGAGUUGGUUCGUACGAAGUUCACCUGUGACAAGAACACUCCACUGGAGAACCUUCUGGAGAUCCUCGGCAGUCUUGAGAGGGAAAAGGAGAGAAUUAUGGAUAACAAGAGGCAGGUUCAACAUCUGGCCAUUCAGUCCAAGAACAUUGUGAGGCUGAAACCCAGAAACCCUGAAGAGAAGUGCAGCAGCCCUGUCAUCGUCAAAGCCCUAUGUGACUUCAAACAAGACCAAAAGGUGAUCUGUAAGGGAAAUGAAGCCAUUUUAAAAGACAACAGUCAACGCAGUAAAUGGGAUGUUACAGGCCCGGGAGGACUGGAUAUGACAGUGCCCUCUGUGUGCCUGAUCGUACCACCUCCCAACCCACUCGGCAUCAGUCUGGCCAACAAGAACGAGCAGUACUAUGAGGCCAUCCUGUCCAUCUGGAAUCAGCUAUACAUCAACAUUAAGAGUCUCAUCGCCUGGCAGUACUGCCUAUCUGAUAUCAGAACAAUCAAGUCGCUCACCAUCGAGAUGCUGUCCACCAUGCGUCCAGAGGACUACCACAAACUUAUCAAGAGCUUGGAGAGUCACUACGAGGAGUUCAUACUGGCGAGCAGCGGCUCCCAGAUGUUUGUCGACGAGGACAAGAGAGCCAUCGAGAACCAGUUCAACGGAGCCCAGAACCACUUUGAACAGCUGGUGGUGCAGCUGCCUACUUAUAAUGCACAGCUGGAACAGAUAGAAAAACAGAAAGCAGCCGAGCAGCAAUACCAACAUCAGUUGAUCAUAAUACAGCAGCAAAAUGCGGCCGAAGCGGAGGCUAGGAGGCUCAAAGAAGAGGCCAUAAGGCGCGAGGAGGAGGCCAGGAGGCUCAAAGAAGAGGAGGCCAGGAGGCUCAAAGAAGAGGAGGCCAGGAUCCGUGAAGAAAAAUGUCACAUCGAGGGGCAGAUAAAAAAGAAGAAGGUGAAGGUCACCUCCCAUAGCUUAUCUGAGCUGCAUGCGCUUAGACUUAGACUGGAGGGCGCUGAGGGCACGCUAAGUCAGCACGUUCAUAUCUGCCUUGGAGACGACGGGAUGAAUGACUGUGGCCUCAAGAUCACUCAGUUGGAGAUGGUGCAGCAUGAUGUCGAGUCGAUGCGUGAGGAAUUCUCACGUCUGGAGGAGCGUAUUUUGAAGGAGCUCGCUGGCAUAACUGAUGCAGAUAAGGCCAAGUUCCUCCGCAAUGAGCUUAGAGUCAUCAACGAAAGACUGAGCAGUCUGGAUAGCAGCUCAUCAGCUUACCUACAGCGGCUGCAGGCUCUAAGGGAAAUGCUGGAGAGUGUGGCACAAGCUGAAGACAUAGUGAAAGUUCAUGAGGCGAGACUGACAGAGAAAGAGACCACCUCUCUGUCACCCAGUGAAGUGGAGGAUUACAUAACGACCCUGCAGAAUAUUAAAGCAGAGCUGGAUCAGAAAAAGGAUGUCCUGGCCUCCAUGGAGGCAGAGUUAGGCAAGGCCAGCUACUGGAACAGCCAGGUGGGUGGGCCCUCCCACAGGUGUGACAUGAUGCUGUCCAAAUACACUGAGCUGGUGAGCCUGCUGUCGGACCGCUGGAGACGAAUCCUGGGGCAGAUUGACACCAGAAUCCUGGAUUUGGAGACGUACCAGCCUAAACUGGAGCACUACAAGCAAACCAGCACAUCCCUUAUUGACUGGAUCGAUACAACAGAGAAAAAACAAGACCUCCUGCAGGCCACCAAGAUAGACAGCAUCCCAGCACUGACAGAACAUAUUAACGACCAGAAGGGCUUGAACACAGAAAUCAAAAUGAAGAGGGAGACAGUGGACAGUGUGCUGAAGGAUAAUGAGGCCUGUGUGAAUUCUGUCAAGGACUAUGAAAUGGACUUGGCCUCUUACACCUCUGGUUUAGAGACUUUGCUCAACAUCCCCUUUAAAAGGCCAAUGUUGAAGUCACCGUCGAUGGAUCUUAAUCUGGAAGCUACACAACUGCAAACCCGUUACAUGGAGUUGCUCACCCAUUCAGAUGAUUACUACAAAUUCCUGGGAACGCUGCUCAAAAACAUGGAGGAGAUCAAGAUUCGGAACACCAGGAUUGACCUGUUAGAGGAGGAACUUCGCCUGCUGAGAGAAGAUAUGCAAGGCCGCGAUGCCAAGAACAAAUCUCUAGAAGAAGCUAUUUCUCGCUAUCAGCUGGAUCUGUCCCUGUCACAUGAAAAGCUGGUGUCAAUGGAGGAGAUGUCUACGUGCAAUGCCACCAAGGACAUUUUAGACACCACCCAGAGCCAGCUGGCAGACCUGAAAGAUGAGGUGGCACAUCUCAAGUGCUUGCUUGAGGAAGAGAAGAGGAAGAGGAGACUGGCAGAGGAGCGCUACACUAUGCAGCAGGAAGAGUAUGAGUUGGUGCUGAGCAAGAGACAGAAGGAGCUGGAAACAGUCAGCUGGAGCAAGGUGGACUUAGAGAAGAGUGGGUCAAGUAAGGAUCAUGAGAUUGAACAGCUGCGGCGGCAGUUGGCUGAGGAGGCAGCGAGGAUCAAGGAGCUACAGAAGGAGAUGUCAAAGGUAAGGAGCCAAUGUAGUACGGAGAUCAAUAACUUAAAGCUCAGCUACGAAUCCCAGAUCCAGAUCAGCCACACAGAUAUGCAGAGGCUGGCAGCCCAGAAGGACGAGGACACAGCUGAUCUCCAGCAGCAGUAUGACAGGAUGGAGGCAGAGAGAAGGAAUCUGGAGGAGGAGCUCAGGAGGCUCAGGAUGUCUAUGAGCCAUGUUGAGGAACAAAGGAAGAGAGCAGAAGAAGAAUCUCGCAGUCAGCGUUCUGUCAUCACAGAGGAAGGACGAAGGAGGAGAGAACUGGAAAGUCAACUGGAGUUGCUGAUGAGGCAGAGAGAUGAGGAAAGCAGUCAGUAUAUGGAGGAGUUGGCUGAAGCCAUGAAGGCUCUGCAGGAGAAGAAUGAGGAGCUGGCCUACAUCACACACAGUCUGGAGGAGGAGACCCGCAGAAGGAAAACAACAGAGGAAGGGCAGGGUGUGCUUGAACAGACUGUGACCCAACUUCAGGUGAAGCUAACCAGUUCAGCGAUGGCUGAGACCCAGCUUGGAGAACGUGAAGAGGAGCUUCGGAAGAUGCGUUCAGAGCUUGAGAGGGAGAACAGGGAGCGAAGCAGAGUAGAACAGAACAUGAGCAGGUUACAAGGACGUGUGAAGGACCUCCAGGAGGUGAGAGAUGGGCUGGAAAGCCAAGUGGAGAAUCUGAGGAAGGCUAACCAAGAGGAAGUGUUGAGAAGAAGGCAGGCUGAAACCGAGCUGGAAAACACCGCCAAAGCCAUGACCGAGUACGUCAGCACCAUUACCACUCUACGCCAGAACCAAGAACAUGCCAGCACAGCAGAAAAAAGAGGCGAAGAAGAGCGUCUUAGGUUGCAAGAGGAGCUGGAGAAAAGCUUGAGACAAAACAAGAACUCUGCAGAGCGCAUGACACAGCUGAGUGCUGAGCUGAAGGCCAUGCAGCAGCAACUCCUCCAGGAGCAGGCAAGAGCCAAAGAGGCCAACCUCAGGAAUGAGAGCCUUUACAGAACUAUAGAGGAGAAGAGUAUGGAACUGAAUAAGAACUGUGUUCAGGUUCAAAAGCUGAAGGAGAUGACAGAAACCCAGACCAAAGAGAGGCUGAGGCUGGAGGAGGAACUAAAGACAACAAAACAUGAUAAAGAGGAACUCCUGAGGGCCAAACAGGGAAUUAAUGACGAGCUCUUCUCCCAGAUCACUGCUCUGGAGAUGCAGCUGCAGACCAGUGAGCGCAGCAAUGUAGAUUACCGCAACCUGGUCUCAGAGCUCUCCUCAGAGAGGGAGAAACUCAAGCUGGAGACAGAGAAAAUACAAACGCAGGCCACCGAGACAACAGCCAUGAUGCAAUCCAUUCAGUCCCAGCACAAUGAGAUUGUGAAUGAGAGAGAUGCUCUUUUGCUGAAACUGCAAUUAUCAGAAAAGGACAAAGAUCGCUACCAAAGACUAGAGGAGGAACUCAGUCGCAUUAAACUGUCCCUAGACUCUGAGGUUCGUAAUAAGCAACGUCUACAGGAGGAGAACGAAAGGGGGAAGAGGGACGUAAAUUACUGGAAGGACCAGUGUAAUAGUAAGCAGGACCUGAUCAAGCAAUAUGACGCAGACAAGGAACGCCUGGAAAGGGAAAGGAACUCUCUGAAAAGUGAAAUAGACAGGCUGAUGAGGGAGCUCAGGGAGCUUGAUGACACAUUUAAAAGUAGGCUGUCAUCCAUGCAGAAAGAAAUGCGAGAGAUGACUGUUGUCAAACAAAGCAUGGAAACUGAGCUGAAAAAAAAUAGAGAGCCAGCAACCUUGGAUGCCUCUACUGUGGUUUUUGAUGGUGUCCGUAAGCCAGUCACAGCAAACCAGUUGCUUGAAUGUGGUGUUUUGGACAAACCAACAGUUAGCCAGCUUGUGAAGGGACAUAAAACUGUCCCUGAUGUGUCUGUUGACAAAAAAGUCUGUCUCAAGGGAACAGGCCCAAUAGCUGGGGUGGUAAUUGAAGGUCCAAAGGGUCCAGGGUCUAUUGCUGGACCCCAAUACAAAAUGACUUUCACCGAAGUCAAGAAAGAGAAUCUGCUGCCACCAGAUAGUAUUGACUUGCUACUGGAUGCUCAGGCUGCCACAGGCCACAUAAUUGACCCCAGAACUAAUCAGAAGUUGACAGUUGAAGAGGCUUGUGAUCAAGGUGUGGUUGAUGAAGAGGACAGAGAGAGGUUGUUAGCAGCAGAGGCUGCAGCUGUUGGAUAUUAUGACCCUGGAACAAGCAAACCCCUUUCAGUAUUUCAGGCCAUGAAGAAAGGACUGAUUGACAAGAACACAACACUGCGUCUGCUACAAGCCCAGGAGUCUGUGGGGGGCAUCCUUGACCCCAUACUCAGUGUGUUCCUUCCCAAAAACACAGCCAUUGAGCGUAAUCUAAUCAAUGAUGACAUAUAUCGAGCUCUGAAUCAGAGGCCUGAACUCUACCUGGACCCAGAAACUGAGGAGGGUGUAACCUAUAUGUCAAUGAAAGGGAGAUGUAAGGUGGAUCCACUCACAGGCCUUCUGCUUUUUCCUAUUCUUGAGAGGGUAGAUCCUUCCAAACUUGUCUUUGAAGGUGUUCGGAAACCUGUCACAGCUAAGCAGCUGCUUGAUUGUGGUGUCCUGGAAAAGCCAACAUAUAAAGAUCUAGAGAAGGGGAAGAAAAAUGUACCAGAGGUUUCGGUAGACAAAAAUGUUAAUCUUAAGGGGACUGGGCCUAUUGCUGGGGUUAUAGUUGGGAGUCAAGGCAAAAUGUCUUUCUCAGAAGCCAAGAAACGAAUGCUCCUGCCUGAGGAUUGUGCAGAUUUGCUACUGGAAGCCCAGGCUGCCACAGGUCACAUCAUUGACCCAAGAACCAAUCAGAAGCUGACAGUAGAGGAGGCAUGUGCCAGAGGGAUUGUGGAUGUUAGGGAUCGAGACAGACUUCUGGCAGCAGAGGCUGCUGCUGUGGGAUACAAGGAUUCAAGCACAGCUAAACCUCUCUCAGUGUUUGAGGCCAUGAAGAAGGAACUGAUCGACAGGAGGACUGGGCUACGCCUGCUGCAGGCCCAGGAGUGUGUGGGAGGUAUUCUAGAUCCCAAUCUCAGUGUGUUCCUUCCCACUGAUACAGCUAUCAAACGCAACCUUUUGGAUGAAAACCUACGUCGAGCUCUAAUCCUGAAUCCUGAGUGUUACAUUGACCCAGAAACUGAGUGUGAUGCCAGCUAUGGAAAAUUAAAGAAAAGAUGCAAGACAGAGCCUCACACAGGUCUUCUACUAUUGCCCAUCACUGAGAGGCUAGACCCUUCCAAACUGAUCUUUAAUGGAGUUCGUAAGCCGGUAACAGCCCAGCAAUUGCUUGAUUGUGGGGUCCUGGACAAUUCCACAUUCAGCCAGCUAAUAAAGGGAGAGAAAACUGUCCCAGAGGUGUCUGAGGAUAAGAAGGUCUUUCUGAAGGGGACAGGAUCAAUUGCUGGUGUUGCAGCUGGACCUUUAGGGAAAAUGUCUUUAUUAGAGGCCAAAAAACAGAUGCUCAUGCCCCCAGUUAGUGCAGAUUUGUUACUGGAUGCCCAGGCUGCCACAGGUCACAUCAUUGACAUCACAACCAAUGAGAAGCUGACAGUAGAGGAGGCAUGUGCCAGAAGAGUGGUGGACAUAAGGGAUCGAGAUAGACUCUUAGCAGCAGAAGCUGCUGCUGUAGGCUAUCGGGAUCCUAGCACAGCCAAGCCUCUUUCAGUAUUUGAGGCCAUGAAGAAGGGACUAAUUAACAGAAAUACUGGGCUACGCCUGCUACAGGCUCAGGAGUCUGCAGGUGGCAUUCUAGAUCCCAAUCUCAGUGUGUUCCUCCCCAGAGAUACGGCUAAAAAGCGCAACCUUUUGGAUGAAGACCUCAGUCAUGCUCUCAACCAAAGCCCUGCUUGUUACAUUGACCCAGACACUGACCAUGGUAUCAGCUAUGGGGCUUUAAAGAAGAGAAGCAAAACAGAGUCUCAUACAGGCCUGAUACUUCUGCCAAUCACUGAAAGGAAAGACCCUUCCAAACUGAUGUUUGAUGGAAUCCGCAAGCAAGUCUCAGCACAGCAGUUGUUUGAAUGUGGAAUCCUUGAUAAACCUACAUUUGACCAGCUAGUCAAAGGGGAGAAAACCAUUCCAGCAGUGUCUUUGGAAAAAACAGUCUAUCUAAAGGGAACAGGACCCAUUGCUGGGGUGGUAGCUGGGCGAGAAGGAAAAAUGUCUUUCUCAGAAGCCAAGAAUCAGAUGCUUAUGCUCCCAGCUAGUGCAGAUUUGCUACUAGAAGCCCAAGCUGCUACAGGUUACAUCAUUGACCCAAGAACCGACCAGAAGCUGACCGUAGAGGAGGCAUGUGCCAGAGGGCUCAUGGAUAUUAGGGAUCGAGACAGAUUAUUGGCAGCAGAAGCUGCUGCUGUGGGAUACAAAGAUCCUAGCACAGCCAAGCCUCUUUCAGUAUUUGAGGCCAUUAAGAAGGGGAUAAUUGACAGUAAGACUGGGCUACGCCUGCUACAGGCUCAGGAGUCUGUAGGGGGUAUUCUAGAUCCCAAUCUCAGUGUAUUCCUCCCCAAAGAUACAGCUAAGAAGCGUAACCUUUUGGAUGAGGACCUUAGUCAUGCUCUCAAUCAAAGUCCUGCUUGUUACAUUGACCCAGAGACUGAGUAUGAUACCAGCUAUGGGGCUUUAAAGAGGAGAAGCAAAACAGAGUCUCACACAGGCCUGAUACUUCUGCCAAUCACUGAAAGAAAAGACCCUUCCAAACUGAUGUUUGAUGGAAUCCGCAAAAAAGUCUCAGCACAGCAGAUGUUUGAAUGUGGAGUCCUUGAUAAACCUACAUUUGACCAGCUUGUAAAAGGGGAAAAAACUGUCUCAGAGGUGUCUGUGGAAAAGAUGGUCUUUCUAAAGGGGACUGGACCGAUUGCUGGGGUACUUACUGGACAUCAUGGGAAAAUGUCUUUGUUUGAAGCCAAGAAAAAGAUGAUCCUGCCUCCAGAUAGUGCAGAUUUGUUACUUGAAGCCCAAGCUGCCACAGGCCACAUCAUUGACCCUAAAACUAAUCAGAAGCUGACAGUGGAGGAGGCAUGUGCCAGAGGAGUGGUGGAUAUCAGGGAUCAAGAAAGAUUAUUGGUAGCGGAGGCUGCCGCUGUGGGCUACAAAGAUCCUAGUGCAGCCAGGCCUCUUUCAGUAUUUGAGGCCAUGAAUAAGGGAAUAAUUGACAGUAAGACUGGGCUGCGCCUGCUGCAGGCACAGGAGUCUGUGGGAGGUAUUCUAGACCCCAAUCUCAGUGUGUUCCUCCCUAAAGAUGCAGCUAUCAAACGUAAGCUUUUGGAUGAAAACCUCCGUCAAAUUUUAAUGCGAGGUCCUGCUUGUUACCUUGACCCAGAAACUGAGCAUGGUGCCAGCUAUGGGGCUUUGAAAGAAAGAUGCAAGACAGAGCCUCAAGCAAGCCUUCAACUUUUGCCAGUUUCUGAGAAGUUUGACCCUUCCAAACUACUCUUUGAUGCUGUACGUAAGACAGUUACAGCACAACAGCUGCUUGAUUGUGGGGUCCUGGACAAGCCAACAUUCAACCAACUAAUCAAGGGGGAGAAAACUGUUCUAGAAGUGUCUGUGGAUAAGAAGGUCUUUCUUAAGGGCACUGGGUCAAUAUCUGGUGUUGCAGCUGGACCUCUUGGUAAAAUGUCUUUUACAGAUGCCAAGAAACAAAAAAUUAUGCCUGCUGACUGUGCUGACAUGCUGCUGUAUGCUCAGGCAGCCACAGGCAACAUUAUUGACCCUAAAACUAAUCAGAGGCUGACUGUAAAGGACGCAUGUGCCAGAGGAGUGGUGGAUAAGGAGGAUGUAUCAAAGUUGUUUGCAGCUGAAUCUGCAUCUAUAGGUUACAGAGACCCACAUACUGGAAAGCUCCUGUCAGCUGGCCAGGCCAUGAAAAAGGGAUUAAUUGACAAGGAUACAGCUCUACGUAUACUUCAGGCUCAGGAGUCUGUAGGUGGCAUUUUGGAUCCUGCUCUUGGUGUAUUCUUACCCAAAGAUGCCGCCAUGGAUCGAGAUCUCAUAAAUGAGGAGCUAUACCAGGCCCUGAAUCAGUAUCCCAAGUGUUAUCUGGACCCAGACACUCAACAAGCUACUACCUAUGUAUCUCUGAAAAGAAAAUGCAAAGCAGAUCCGAGCACAGGUCUUUUGCUUCUUCCUGAACCUAAAAAGCCAAUAACUUUUCAGGGGUUAAGGGGCCCGGUGUCAGUCAAUGACCUUAUGGAUGCAAACCUAUUAGACCGGUCAGAUUUGGACCGAUUGAGGGAGGGCAGAUUGACAAGCCGGGACAUUGAAGACCGCCUGCACUCCUACCUGAGAGGUUCCACCUGCAUAGCAGGAAUUUAUGAUAAGGCCAGUGAUAAGGUAAUGCCCAUCUAUCAGGCCAUGAAAGAUGGACUGUUGCGACCUGGGACCACUUUAGAACUGCUUGAGGCCCAGGCUGCCUCAGGUUUUAUAGUAGAUCCUGUCAACAACCAUUACCUGACUGUUAGUGAUGCCUACAAUAAAAGACUAUUUGGGCCAGAGUUUAAGGACAACCUGCUAUCAGCAGAGAGGGCUGUGACUGGUUACAAACUUCCUGGUACUGACAAGACUAUCUCCCUCUUUCAGGCCAUAGAAAGAGGCCUAGUGGAGAAAGGUCAUGGCAUCCGUCUGCUGGAGGCCCAGAUUGCCAGUGGUGGUAUCAUUGAUCCGGAACACAGUCAUCGUAUUGAUGUAAACGUAGCCUACAAGAGAGGCUACUUUGAUAAGGAAAUGAACAAGAUCCUGACUGAUCAGACUGCUGAUACUAAGGGUUUCUUUGACCCCAAUACAGAAGAAAACCUAACUUAUAUGGAGCUUAAGAAACGCUGCACUACAGAUGAGAAGACUGGCCUCAUCCUUUUGCCUAUCAUUGACACGAAAAAUGAAGAGUCAACUCAGACUAACACACGGAGAAAGAGGAGAGUGGUAAUUGUGGAUCCUGCAACUAAUAAAGAGAUGACAGUGCGUGAGGCAUAUGAUAAAGGGUAUAUUGACUACGACACCUUCCUAGAGCUGUCUGAGCAGGAGUGUGAGUGGGAGGAGGUCACUAUCACUAAUCCAGAUGGUUCCACACAGUUUCUUCUUAAUGACAAGAAGACUGGAAGACAGUAUGAUAUUACUGAGUUGAUUGAAACAGGAGUAAUUGAUCAGUCGGAUGUAGAUCGGUACCGAUCACGUACCAUCACCCUUACUCAAUUUGCAGAUAUCAUCUGCAACAAGACCAAGCAUGGGUCAUCAUCAUUUUCAACGUCAUCAUCGACUUCAAGAACAUCAGCAUCUCGGGGUACAUCUUCAGUGACAUCAUCAUCAUCAUCAUCAACUUCAAGAACAUCAGCAUCCCUGGGUUCAUUGUCAGAGACAUCAUCAUCAACUUUUAGAACAACAGCAGCCUCAGUUCCAUUGUCAGUGACAUCAUCAUCAUCAUCAUCAUCAUCAGUCCUGCCAAGACCCUUAUCACCUACAUUUUCCAACAUGACAUUAACAAAAACCACCACUGUCACAGAGCGAAGCACCUCAGUCAGUGGUGUAGCUCGAGACACACUUGACUCAGCUAGGGGUGUAUCAAGCGUAUCUAUCACCCUGUCUUCUCCUGCUGAAACAGUGGGUGAUCUAGAACCUGUGGGUGCCAUCUUUGACACAGACAAUAUGGAGAAGAUAUCCAUCACAGAGGCUCUAAAUCGUGGUUUGGUGGAUUCCAUCACUGCCCAGAGACUGCUUGAAGCUCAGGCCUGCACAGGAGGAAUCAUCAAUCCCACAAAUGGCCAAAGGCUCAGCAUCCAAGAGGCCUCCCGCCAAGGCAUAAUAAGUGAUGACAUGGCCCUUAAGCUUAAGCCUGCCCAGAAAGCCUAUUUUGGCUUUGAGGAUGUGAAAAACAGAAAGAAGAUGUCUGCUGCUCAGGCCAUGAAGGAGAUGUGGCUGCCAUACGAGGCAGGGCAGAGGUUCCUGGAGUUCCAGUUUGUAACAGGGGGAGUUUAUGACCCAGAAAUGGAGUGUAGAAAAACCCUAGAGGAUACUGUAAAAAUGGGCUGGCUGGAUGAGAGAGCAGCCACGAAGCUCCAAGACACCAGACAUCACACAAAGAACCUGACCUGCCCCAAGACCAAACUUAAGAUCUCUUACAAGGAGGCUCUGGAUAAUUGCCUGGUGGAGGAAAGCAAUGGGGUGAAAAUGCUCCAGGCAUCAGCUGAGUCUUCCAGAGGGAUCAGCAGUCCUUACAAUGCCUCCUCUACCCCAGGAUCUGCUUCUGGCUCCAGAAGUGGCUCACGACAAGGCUCCCGUAGGAGCAGUGUGGACCUAGGCUCCCCGACCUCCUCAUCAACUAGUCGCACUAGCUUUCGUCAUACUAGCUACAGCUUCUCCUCCACAUCUGCCAAAUAGAUCAGAGAAAGGUCCUGCACAUGAUGCUCUUGCAAAUGAAUCAGACUGUUAAGAGUAUACUGAUUGUUCAGAAAAUAACUUGUGUGUUGUACAUGAGGAGAAACAUUCAAAGAUAAUGUUGUUAAUCUUUCUGCAUAGUUUUAGGUUUUUGCUUUGGUGUUGCUAUGCUUUUAAAAUACAAUAGUUCAAAUGAUAAUGAAAAUGAACACUGACGAUAUUUUUUGUGGAAAUUGACUUAAGUGUUAAUGGCAGCCAACUUCAGGUAUAUGGCUUGAAAAAAAAACUUAUGUUAGUAUAAUUGUUGGUGGCCUUAAAUUAGUCUCAGAAAUGUUUGCCAUAUUGUUGCCUACACAUAGGCCUAUUUGACAUAUCUUCAAAAAUUUUCAUUCAAUGUAAUUUCUUUUUAACCUUUGCAUUGUUAACAUAGCGGUGUUUUGUUUACAUUUAUUCACCAUCUUAAAUGCCUGUUUUGUGAGGGAAGGGAUACAAAGGCUGGGUUACACAUUUUAUACAUUACAUACAUUACACUGUUUAAAAAAACAAACAAAAACAAAUCAGUUAACUUGUUUUUGCCGUUUAAUGCUUUCCAUCUUGUAACAGUUUCUCAGUAUCUCAAAAUAAACGCUAACCUUUGAGUCA